Cucurbitaria berberidis CBS 394.84 is the source of this 2292-nucleotide messenger RNA. Its product is annotated as phosphatidylserine decarboxylase. The coding region runs from base 267 to 1889 and encodes 540 amino acids. Gene Ontology annotation, molecular function: phosphatidylserine decarboxylase activity. The transcript has 3 exons. The record is from RefSeq and is a predicted model, not a curated record. Gene Ontology annotation, cellular component: mitochondrion. Gene Ontology annotation, biological process: phosphatidylethanolamine biosynthetic process. Lineage: Eukaryota; Fungi; Ascomycota; Dothideomycetes; Pleosporales; Cucurbitariaceae.
ACAUCUACUAUGUCGCGCGAUGUGACCGGCAGUCUGCUUAAGUCUACAAGUCUACUACUCCACAACCGUCGACAGCUUGCAGCUCUCCCGAGACCCAUGGCCGCGCGCUAAACCCGGCUUGCGCUACGUCAUUGGCUCACGACGAAGCUCUGCUUUUCUCAUGCGACGCCCUCUCCGUCAUUGCUCGGCCAGUCUUUUGCCUACCGACCGUCUACACAGUAGACAACAGUUGGCAAUUGUGUACCGUCGAGGCAGAUGAAUUAGCCAUGGCCUCGUCCUGCUCCCGCCAGCUCAUGCGAGCUCCCACUAGGACGCGAUAUCCUCGUACCACCUUCUGCCAUGCGCGCCUCUCCCUCCCUUCACGCUCCUUCUCGUCUACUCGAGCCGCUUUCGAUAAGCAGAACUUCCACAGGAAAGAGUCGUUCCGCUCUCGGCUGAACUCGGCCCUGAAAAGCACAAAGAUCAAAUGGGAACCCAUCCCAAUAGCCCUAGGCAUCGGCUUCCUGGGCGCAUUCCAGAUCUAUCGCAUACAACGAAGAGAGAAGCAUACACAGGCAGAAAGAGAAAAGGAUGACGAGACGGCAUUAGAUAACCAAGGUCGCCCGAAGAAGCGAGAAAGGAUACGGCCAAGCGGACCAUGGACUGUCAGGGUCAUGUCAACCCUACCAUUGAAGGCUCUCUCACGAGUAUGGGGUCGCUUCAAUGAGAUUGACAUUCCAUACUAUCUACGAGUGCCUGGCUUCAAGCUCUACUCGUACAUCUUCGGCGUAAAUCUAUCAGAAGUCUCAGAGCCAGACCUUCACGUUUAUCCAAAUCUCGCCUCCUUUUUUUACCGCACUCUGAAGCCAGGAGCGCGCCCCCUAGAUCCGGAUCCCCACGCCGUCUUAUCGCCUGCAGAUGGCAAAGUCAUCCAAUUCGGAAUAAUCGAGCAUGGUGAAGUCGAACAAGUCAAGGGUGUGACGUACAGUCUGGACGCUCUACUGGGUUCCAACAAACCUUCAACGCCAGAGCAUAACGUGGCAGACUCGCAAAUCAAAUCCAGCUCGCAGCAUGACGCAACAACCGAAGAAGACAUUGUACGCGCAGAUGAAGAAUUCGCCAACGUAAACGGCAUAUCCUAUACCUUGCCGAAUCUCUUUUCUGGACCUUGGCCAAAGGGCGGCAAGCCCGCAGAGAUGCCAACCGACCAGUCCACCGCCCCAGCCGCCUCCUCCGAAGCAGAAGUCCGUGCCGAUCUUGCUUUGAGCGAAGCCCAACGGCCAUGGUGGGCGCCUGCUUCCGUCACAACACCAACAGCACUUUACUAUUGCGUCAUCUAUCUCGCACCAGGCGACUACCAUCGCUUCCACUCGCCCGUCUCAUGGGUCGUGGAGAGUCGCCGUCACUUUGCUGGAGAAUUGUAUAGUGUAUCUCCGUAUUUACAGCGCACGAUGCCUGGGCUGUUUACUUUGAAUGAGCGCGUCGUACUUCUCGGCCGUUGGCGUUGGGGUUUCUUCUCCUACACACCCGUUGGCGCAACGAACGUGGGCUCCAUCAAGAUAAAUUUCGAUCGAGAAUUGCGCACCAACAGCCUUACGACUGAUACUGCCGCAGACCGCGCCGCCGAGCAAGCCGCCGAAAGGGGUGAACCGUACUCUGGCUUUGCGGAAGCCUCUUACACUAGUGCGAGCCGCGUACUGGGCGGCCACGCGCUGAAACGUGGUGAGGAGAUGGGUGGUUUCCAAUUGGGCAGCACGAUUGUACUUGUCUUUGAGGCACCGAAGGGAACUAGACCCAGCCUAGACGAGGGGUAUAAGGGACUUAGGCAAGGUGGCUUCAAGUGGAACAUUGAGCAAGGGAAGAAGGUCAAGGUUGGCCAGGCGUUGGGUGCAGUGGAAGAGCCACAGUGAUGAUGAGUACGCGGAAGAGUCGAACAUAUGAUAUUAUGUCUAGCAGUUUACGUUGUAUGAUAGGUUGUGAACUCUCUGUUGGCACAUGAGCGCUGCUUGGCGAUGUACAUAGUGAAGCCGAAUGAUCGUCAGUUGAGGUCGGUUCGGGUUCGAAUGUGACGCGUCAGUGGAAGCCUUCAGUGCGUUGCACAUUCCAAUCCCAACUCACAAUGCCUCAGCUGCUUCUCUAGUCGCGUCUGACAUGUACGAGCCACAUGCUUUACAUGUGGAAGGGCGCUUCUCUUGCGCCAUGGUCGCCGUUGCCCUUCCGACGCUCGAAAAUCAUGCAUAAUCCUCUGCACGCUAAGAGAGAGCCCUUGAUAUAAACUUGCUCAUCCCGAGAUCUGGCAAACCGCGACGAAAG